CCUAGCACUCUCGCCCUCCCCCCAGGUGAUUGGGCUGCUGGAUGUGUUCACUCCUGAUGAGACCCUGGAUGACUUCACAGACUUUUACCUGGUGAUGCCCUUCAUGGGCACGGACCUGGGCAAGCUCAUGAAGCACGAGAAGCUGAGUGAGGACCGGAUCCAGUUCCUCAUGUAUCAGAUGCUGAAGGGGCUGAAGUAUAUCCACGCUGCCGGCAUCAUCCACAGGGACCUGAAGCCCGGCAACCUGGCGGUGAAUGAGGACUGUGAGCUGAAGAUCCUGGACUUCGGUCUGGCCAGGCAGGCAGACAGUGAGAUGACGGGAUACGUGGUGACGCGGUGGUACCGGGCACCUGAGGUCAUACUGAAUUGGAUGCACUACACCCAGACAGGUGAGAGGCUGCCCGGAGGCUCGGCACCCCCCAGGCUGCACCUCCUGUCUCCCUGUUUCUUGAUGGGGAACCCCAUGGCAGCGGCUCCCCGGGAGGCUGCUGAGCUGGGGUGGGAGCCGGGUGAGGGUGUGGGCCUGCCGAACCCAAACGGGCCCAUGUGUCUGCCGCCCCCUCUCCCCCACCCCCACGGAGCGCUGACCGGGGCGUCUGUGUCAGUGGACAUCUGGUCUGUGGGCUGCAUCAUGGCGGAGAUGAUCACGGGGAAGACGCUCUUCAAAGGCAACGAUCACCUGGACCAGCUGAAGGAGAUCAUGAAGGUGACGGGGACGCCUCCAGCCGAGUUUGUGCAGAGGCUGCAGAGUGCCGAGGCUAAGAACUACAUGAAGGGCCUCCCCGAGCUGGAGAAGAAGGAUUUUGCCUCCGUCCUGACCAAUGCAAGCCCUCUGGCGGUGAACCUCCUGGAGAAGAUGCUGGUGCUGGAUGCGGAUCAGCGGGUGACGGCCGCCGAGGCGCUGGUGCACCCCUACUUUGAGUCCCUGCAUGACACGGAGGACGAGCCCAAAGCCCAGAAGUAUGACGACUCCUUUGACGAUGUGGACCGCACACUGGACGAGUGGAAGUGUGUCACUUAUAAAGAGGUGCUGAGCUUCAAGCCUCCCAGGCAGCUGGGGGCCAGGGUCUCCAAAGAGACAGCCCUCUGAAGACCUCUGGGCCAAGGGGUGGGGGUGGGGGGACAACCUAGGGACCCUGGCUGGCGCUUCACGCCUUAGCCUUCCACCUGGGAGGGGAUCCUGGCUAUCACCUUGACCUUGGCUGGGCUUGCAUCCCAAGGCAUCUCCUGGGAGAGGAUGAGCAGGCCCCUCGUUCCCAGGAUCGCUCUUCCCUCCCUCAAGCCUGUUUCUCUGCUCUCGGGCACCCACCUCAGCUGACCUUAGAGGAGCAUCUGAACUUUCUGGACAGGACCCCAUCUGACCUGGGGCUGGCCUCUGACCCCUGGAGCAGGUGCCCCCUUCGGCCAGGGUGCAAUAAGAAGCCUAAAAGCUGGGAGGACUCAGGGUCAAGUCCUGGCCUCAGUCCUGCUGGAGGCCCAGCACCUGAGAAGAAAGGACAGAGGGAGGGCACAGGGUGACGACUCAGGGACAGCAUCUCUCCUGGGGGCGUGUCUGUGGACUCUCCUGCACCCCCCAGCAUAGAAUGUAAGUCAGCCAUGGGGUGUGCCCAUAUGGCUGGAAGGAAAUAAACCGUUUUGUAAAUCUCC
Galeopterus variegatus (Sunda flying lemur) is the source of this 1647-nucleotide messenger RNA. RefSeq names its product mitogen-activated protein kinase 12 (gene MAPK12). The transcript has 9 exons. NCBI's taxonomy places the organism in Eukaryota, Metazoa, Chordata, Mammalia, Dermoptera, Cynocephalidae. Gene Ontology annotation, biological process: intracellular signal transduction; protein phosphorylation. Gene Ontology annotation, molecular function: MAP kinase activity; ATP binding. Bases 95 to 1090 code for a protein of 331 amino acids. The record is from RefSeq and is a predicted model, not a curated record. Gene Ontology annotation, cellular component: nucleus; cytoplasm.